GCCAAUAGGGACAGGGAAAGGGGUCCCAGGACUAGGAAGGAACGGCAGCCGGUAGGGGGCUUCGGGGACCAUGGGCCUUCUGACCAUCCUAAAGAAGAUGAAGCAGAAAGAGCGGGAGCUGCGACUACUCAUGCUCGGCCUAGACAAUGCUGGCAAAACAACUAUCCUCAAGAAGUUCAAUGGAGAAGACAUCGACACCAUCUCCCCGACGCUGGGCUUCAACAUCAAGACCCUGGAGCACCGGGGAUUCAAGCUGAACAUCUGGGAUGUUGGCGGCCAGAAGUCCCUCCGGUCCUACUGGCGGAACUACUUUGAGAGCACCGACGGCCUCAUCUGGGUGGUGGACAGCGCCGACCGCCAGCGCAUGCAGGACUGCCAGCGGGAGCUCCAGAGCCUGCUGGUGGAGGAGCGCCUGGCUGGAGCCACUCUCCUCAUCUUUGCUAACAAGCAGGACCUGCCUGGAGCACUGUCUUCUAAUGCCAUUCGCGAGGCCCUGGAGCUGGACUCCAUCCGCAGCCAUCACUGGUGCAUCCAGGGCUGCAGCGCCGUCACCGGGGAUAACCUGCUGCUGGGCAUCGACUGGCUCCUGGACGACAUCUCCAGCCGCAUCUUCACAGCUGACUGAGCCACUCCAGAUGCCCCCGCCCCUCAGUCGGGCGCCCCCCCACCCCCGGCCCUCACCAAGUAACACCCAAGGGGGGACGGGAAUCAGCAAGUCCAACUAACACUCCCUGUCCCCCUCCGUAACCUGCUGCUGCUGCCCACUGCUGCCCCACGGCCAGCCUGGCUCCCGUGGCGGGCGGACUGCCGUCCUGGCUGUCACCCAGGCUCCUGACCCGGCCCUCCUGCAGCUGCCUCCCCCGGGCCAGGGCCGGGGCCGGGGCUGGGGCUGGGAGGGGGCCGCCUCUGCUGCUACCAAGGCUAUGGGCCUCGUCCUUUGCUCAGCUGUGAGAAUAAACUGUUCCUGUCCUGAUCCUGGCUGCGUC
This is a messenger RNA of Pteronotus mesoamericanus, 986 nucleotides long. RefSeq names its product ADP ribosylation factor like GTPase 2 (gene ARL2). Gene Ontology annotation, biological process: protein folding. Gene Ontology annotation, cellular component: microtubule cytoskeleton; cytoplasm. Gene Ontology annotation, molecular function: GTPase activity; GTP binding. Lineage: Eukaryota; Metazoa; Chordata; Mammalia; Chiroptera; Mormoopidae. The transcript is spliced from 5 exons. The record is from RefSeq and is a predicted model, not a curated record. Bases 71 to 625 code for a protein of 184 amino acids.